Molecule: messenger RNA, 683 nt
Organism: Sinocyclocheilus rhinocerous
Lineage: Eukaryota; Metazoa; Chordata; Actinopteri; Cypriniformes; Cyprinidae
Product: tuftelin-like
Exons: 3
Coding region: 300-668 (122 amino acids)
Biological process (GO): intracellular signal transduction
Cellular component (GO): intracellular anatomical structure
Source: RefSeq, a predicted model, not a curated record
UCCAUAACAAGUUUGAGACUGUUUAUCAGGGCCAGUGGUCAAAUAUUCAUUUUAGUGCUCAUUGUACAACAAAUAUUUGAUCACAGACUCCUGCGACUGAUUGACCAGUCAGAAUUGAGUAUUGCAGAAAGAUGUGUAAUAGUUAAACAUAAAUGUCUUAUGAUAGAAUUCUUUUUUUUUAUUAUUCUUUGUUGUUGUAGACAGAGGCACAGCAGUAUAAGCAGCAGUUAUCUGAGCAGAGCGAGUAUCUGAAGAGGGUUCAGCAGAGCAAAGAGCAGCAGGAUCAGCAGAUCGAAGACAUGAGACGUCUCAUGGGCGGCAUGGAGCAGGAGAGCUCCACCCUCAGAGACCAACUCAUGACCAGAGAAGCCGAACUCCUGCAGCUGCGCGAACUGAGGGAGGAGGGCCAUGCAGGGAGGGAGAGGUUAGAAGAGGUGGAAAAGGAAAACGCAAUUCUGAAAGAGAAGAUUCAUCACUUGGAUGACAUGCUCAAGAGUCAACAGAGAAAACUACGGCAAAUGAUUGAACAGCUUCAGAACUCGCGAAUGGUGAUUCAGGAGAGAGACAGAGUGAUCAGAGAGCUGGAGGAAAAGGUGGCCAUGCUGGAGGCAGAGGUCAGUCCACAGGAUAUAAACAAACAUCUAGUGGGGAUUCACGAUUCUCAAUGAUUUCGGUUCUAGUUC